Molecule: messenger RNA, 1611 nt
Organism: Hemisphaericaspora subhashii
Lineage: Eukaryota; Fungi; Ascomycota; Pichiomycetes; Serinales; Debaryomycetaceae
Exons: 1
Coding region: 1-1611 (536 amino acids)
Source: RefSeq, a predicted model, not a curated record
AUGAUAAGUAGGAAGAAUCUCCAAAAACAAUCUUACGCGGUUAUAAGCCGAGGAUUUAAGUUUAACCUAAAUAUCCCACCUCAACCAGAAAUAGUCUAUAAUGGUACCAACAAAGGUCGACCAAAAAAGUCAACCCAAGAUACCCUUAGAUCACUUUCCAAAGAUAUCAAUUUAGAAAGUGAAGAUGGUAGACCUUUUGAUCAAAUCAGAAAUUCAUUCUCCAGACAUAAGAAAACCCCAUCAUGGCUAGAAUCACCUCAACUUAGUGCCAAUUCGAAAAAUCCCGCUGAUGAGUGGGAACAGAUCUUUGCUACGGCGAAAACCCCAUCAUCACCCAAAGGUAAUUCAAGUUCUAAUGGGUCUCCUAAAUCAGAAUCCACUGGACGUCUUAAUAUCAAUCCCAGAUCGUUUUCAAGCUAUACUCAACGUGAGAACACUCCACGUGAUAACAGCUCCGCGCCUAAGGAUGAUUUCGGAGAUCUUUUUGAAGCGCUCAAGAGAGACGAGACAAGACCGCAAUCUCAAACAAGAUACCCAGACAUGAAUGACAGAUACCCCAGCAGAUAUCAAGACAGAGACAGACGUACGAGUGGAUAUGGCCGUGAUUUCCGUGAUAGAUAUCCACAACAACAACAACCAAGGGAAACCAGAUAUGGUGAUAGAUAUGGUGACAGACCAGGAAGCAGCAGAUAUGACCGUAGAGCAGGAGGAGGCGAUUCUAGUCAACAAUGGCCAAGUUUGGAAACUGGUUCCGCGAAGGCUAGAGAUGCCUUAAAAUAUACCUGUGGGAAAUUUGCCGAGCUUGAUCCGGAUAAUAUUCGAUUCUAUUGUGAUUUCUUAGAUCCUGAGACUAAUCACAUAAGAGAAGAUAAUUUAACUAACAUUGCCAGAAAUUUGGAUUUAGCCAAAGAUGGAAUUGAGAUUAUUGAAAGACACAAUGCUGAUCAAUUAUUGGUUAAGAUUGUGCCCGUUGUAAAGAUGAUGCAAGCGUAUUCUGAUCAUUUAGCAGAACUUAGAACACAAGAAUUACUUCGAAAGGAUGCAAAAUCGGUGAUAAGGGAGCAGAAACAACGUGAACAAAGAUUAAAAAGACAAGCGACUGGGAAAUAUGUGAAUAUGUCAUGGAGUAUUAGUCUUCAAGAUUUAAAUGCUAAAAAGAAGUAUGAUAUUGAGAAACAUUUGAAUAAUGGUGAUAAUUUUACGAUUACUGUUAUUUCGAAAAAGAAGUGGGAGAGGAAUCCAGUUUCAUUGACAAUAAAAGAUCCCGAUGCGUUGGAGUUUGAGUUAAAGAGAAGAGAGAUGAAUAAGAAUGCGUUGGAAGAGAUAUUGAAUCAAUCUGGUCGUUGUACAUUUACAGUCGAGGGUGAUAUUGAAACUUCAUUAAAAUACACUGUUACUCCAAAAGGGGGCAACUACACCCAACCAGCUGCAGAAGAACAAGAAGAUGCUGACCAUGACGAGGUGGACUCAAUUGAACCAGACACUAAACAAAUCAAACAGCAAAGAAAAGCAGAAAAGAAGAUGGCACUCAAGAAUAAGACCGAUGAACCUAAACAGAAAAAGGAUGAAAAAGACUUGGACGACAUGUAUCUGUUCGUUAUCGAAGAAUGA